Molecule: messenger RNA, 345 nt
Organism: Parascedosporium putredinis
Lineage: Eukaryota; Fungi; Ascomycota; Sordariomycetes; Microascales; Microascaceae
Source: the annotation of a GenBank genome assembly
AUGCAGCUCUCCAUCAUCUCCGCCACCUUCUUCCUCGCCACCGCCGCGGUCGCCGCCACCGCCAGCACCCCCAGCGCCGCUGACGUGUCCGCCCGCGACCUCAGCAACCUGGAUAUCGAUUCCACCAACGUCGACGAGGUCCUCGCCCGCAUCGGGGAGCUCAACCCCGAGGACGCCGAGGCCAUUCUCUUGGCUCUCGAUUUCCUCGACGACGAGUCCGACUCCGCUGAGGCGGGAGCCGAGGAUGCGGGUGUCAACGGCCCCGUGCGCCGCGCCCCCGUCGAGCGUCGAUGGGGCGCCACCUUUCAGCUUCUCAUGAGGCUUGGCAAGAAGCUCCGCGGAUAA